Molecule: messenger RNA, 3312 nt
Organism: Andrographis paniculata
Lineage: Eukaryota; Viridiplantae; Streptophyta; Magnoliopsida; Lamiales; Acanthaceae
Product: exocyst complex component EXO84B
Exons: 7
Coding region: 401-2722 (773 amino acids)
Biological process (GO): exocytosis; Golgi to plasma membrane transport; intracellular protein localization
Cellular component (GO): exocyst
Source: RefSeq, a predicted model, not a curated record
CCAAGCAAGGGAAGAAAGCAGCCUGCGAGUUUAUUAGGAGAUGAGAUGAGAUGAGCUGAGCUGGCGGCCUGGCCUGGACUGGACUCGUCUCAACCCGACUCGACCCGACCCGACCCGCCAAACCCCCCAUUCCCAUAAUGGAGUACUGAUUUAUUCCUUCCCUGUCCCUGGCCAGGCUUGGCAAACCUCUCCAACCCCAACUCCAACUCCAAUCCAUCAAUCAAUCACUCAAUUCAUUCAUUCACCUCUAAUCAUUUUUCCGAAUUUCAUUCUGCCUAGAUUCUCGCAGCCGGAGGAGCAUUGCCUAUUGGAUUGGAUCUCACUCUCCGGAGAAUUACAACGCUUUCCUAGUUUCUUUUCCCUACUUAAUUCUCUGCGCGCACCCCACCCCGACUUGGUUAUGGCUUCCGCGAAAUCGUCUCGGUCAAGGUCAUCGCACUCCGCUGCUUCCGCAAAGGGAAACGCCAAAGAUGCAGGGGCCAAACUCGAAGAAAACCUCAACGUUUUCAAGGCCGAUAAAUUCGAUGCCGAUGCAUAUGUGCAGUCCAAAUGUCACUCCCUCGGCGAAAAGGAAAUAAGACAAUUGUGUUCAUAUCUUGUGGAUCUGAAGAGAGCUUCUGCUGAAGAAAUGCGUCGAAGUGUAUAUGCUAAUUAUACAGCCUUCAUUCGGACAUCUAAAGAAAUUUCUGAUUUAGAGGGUGAGCUUUCGUCUAUGAGAAACUUGCUAUCCACUCAAGCAACCCUAAUUCAUAAUUUGUCUGAAGGGGUUAAUAUUGAUUCUUUAUCUCAUGCUAUUCCUGAUGGUUCUCCCACAAGUUUGCCCAAUGAUGAAGUAAGAGAGCUUUCUGAUAUAGAGAAAUGGUCAACAGAGUUUCCCGAUUUCCUUGAUGUACUGCUAGCUGAAAGAAGAACAGAUGAAGCUUUGGCCAGCCUUGAUGAAGGAGAGCGCAUAGUGGCUGAAGCAAAAGAUAAGAAAACACUGGCACCUGCCAUUCUUCAGUCACUUCACACUGCUAUAAUUGAACACAGGCAAAAGCUAUCUGAUCAGCUUGCUGAAGCUGCCUGCCAGCCUUCCACACGGGGUGCAGAGCUUCGAGCAGCUAUCUCAGCUCUCAAGAAGCUCGGUGAUGGUCCUCGUGCUCAUAGUUUACUUCUCAAUGCUCAUUAUCAGAGGUAUCAGUACAAUAUGCAGAGCCUUCGUCCUUCGAGCACCUCUUAUGGAGGAGCAUACACAGCAGCACUAUCACAGCUUGUCUUCUCUGCCAUUGCUCAAGCAGCAAGUGAUUCCUUGUCUAUUUUUGGGCAGGAGACAGCUUAUACAUCUGAGCUUGUGAUGUGGGCAACAAAGCAGACUGAAUCAUUUGCACUUCUUGUUAAAAGACAUGCAUUAUCGUCCUCUGCUGCUGCCGGGGGUCUGAGAUCUGCUGCAGAAUGUGUUCAAAUAGCCUUAGGGCACUGUUCAUUACUGGAAGCUCGUGGUCUUUCUCUUUGUCCUGUGCUUCUGAAGCACUUCAGGCCUAGUGUCGAACAAGCUUUGGAUGCUAAUCUGAAGCGAAUUGAAGAAAGCACAGCUGCAUUAGCUGCUGCUGAUGAUUGGGAGUUAACAUAUCCACCGACUUCCAUUCAUCUGUCUGGAAGGACCAAUACUGCUAUGGGUGGCAUUUCACAUCAGCAUAAGCUUUCAAGCAGUGCUCAUCGGUUUAAUGCUAUGGUCCAGGAUUAUUUUGAAGAUGUAGCACCCCUUUUAAGUCUACAGUUGGGAAGUAAAACACUGGAUGGCUUGUUCCAUGUUUUCAAUUCAUAUGUAAGUAUGCUCAUAAAAGCAUUACCUGGAUCCAUGGAAGAAGAGGCAAAUUUUGAAGGUUCAGGAAAUAAAAUUGUUCGGAUGGCUGAAACCGAAGCACAGCAAAUGGCAUUGCUUGCUAAUGCAUCUUUGCUUGCUGAUGAGCUGUUGCCACGUGCAGCCAUGAAGUUAUCCCCAUUAAAUCCGGUGAAUUACAGGGAUGAUACUCGUAGAAGGCCCAUGGAUCGCCAAACUCGUAAUCCUGAGCAAAGAGAAUGGAAGAGGCGGCUUGUUGGUUCUGUCGAUAGGCUGAAAGAUAGUUUUUGCCGGCAACAUGCUCUUGAUCUUAUUUUUACUGAAGAAGGUGAUAGUUAUCUAACUGCCAAUAUGUAUAUAAACGUGGAUGGCAAUGUAGAUGAAAUAGAGUGGUUCCCAUCUCCAAUAUUCCAGGAGCUUUAUGCAAAGCUGAAUAGGAUUGCUGGCUUAGCAGCUGAUAUGUUUGUCGGAAGGGAAAGGUUUGCUACUUUAUUGUUAAUGAGGCUCACAGAGACUGUAAUUCUGUGGCUUUCAGAAGACCAUACUUUUUGGGAUGAUAUUGAGGAGGGACCUAGAGUUUUAGGUCCUCUGGGUCUACAGCAGUUCUAUCUGGACAUGAAAUUUGUCAUGUGCUUUGCUUCACAAGGCCGUUACCUGUCUAGGAAUUUGCAUCGUGUGAUAAAUGAUAUCAUAUCUAAAGCAAUGGCAGCUUUUGCAGCCACAGGCAUGGAUCCAUAUAGUGCACUUCCCGAAGACGAUUGGUUUAAUGAAAUCUGCCAAGAUGCCAUAGAGAGGCUGAGUGGAAGAGGGAAGAGUGCUAAUGGGGAGAGGGAUCCCAACAGCCCAACUGCAUCAGUUUCAGCACAGUCGAUAUCUUCCAUUAGAUCUCACGGCAGCUCCUGAGAGUGUGAUUUUGUGAAAGGAUGGAUUUCCCUGCUCUGCUUGCUACACCUAUACAUGAUGUAUCAAAGAAAGCUGCCGUGUUUUUCAUUCUUAUUCAACCAACAGUUUUAUUGUUUUCGGUUUCUUUUGGUUUAAUACUAGUUUUGCGGUAUAUUUUGUUUUGUUUGUUUAGAGUGUAGGAGGGGGUCUCUCGCUGGAAAAAGGCAGGCAAUAAUAGGGUCCGGUAGAUUGCUUGGAUUUGUUUUUGUUUGUUUGUUUGUUUGGUAUGGUGGGAGGAAAGAUUUGGUCCAAGGUGUGGUGUGGUGUGGUGUGGUGUACAUGAUGGAUGUAUGAUGUUCACAGGAGCAGCAGUAGAGGACGCGACGCGGUGAAGUGGAAUUAAAAACUUUGAUCCAUUAUUGUUUUUUCGGCGGUGUAAAGCUCAGCUCAGCCCAGCCCAGCUCAAGAAAUGAUUUCGAUUUUAGCGGGAAACUAGAGCGCCCCAGCCUCCCUCCUCAUAGUAUAAAAUAGUAGUGUAUCAUAUACCCGUCUGUCAUACAUUGGUAUUGAAUAUAUUAUCGAUAUUGUAAAUAAGAUUUUUAAAUAUUUAA